Messenger RNA from Microthlaspi erraticum, 1503 nucleotides. The record is from the annotation of a GenBank genome assembly. Lineage: Eukaryota; Viridiplantae; Streptophyta; Magnoliopsida; Brassicales; Brassicaceae.
AUGGCAACCCGUCUCCUCCGAACAAACUUUAUCCGGCGUCCGUACCGUUUCUCCGCCUUAAGUCCGGUGGGACCCCCCACCGUAACCGCUUCAACAGCCGUCGUCCCGGAGAUUCUCUCCUUUGGACAGCAACAACAAGCACCCGAACCACCUCUCCACCACCCGAAACCCAACGUAGCUCACAAUGACAUCGAUCUCUCCGAUCAAGCCCGUCUCUUCUCCUCUGUCCCCACCUCCGAUCUCAUCCGUUCCACCGCCGUGCUUCAUGCUGCGGCGAUAGGUCCGAUGGUGGAUCUGGGAACGUGGGUCAUGAGCUCCAAACUCAUGGACACCGCCGUGACACGUGGCAUGGUCCUUGGCCUUGUGAAAAGUACGUUUUACGACCACUUCUGUGCCGGUGAAGACGCAGCCGCCGCCGCAGAACGCAUCAGGAGCGUAUACGAGGCUACGGGUCUCAAAGGUAUGCUUGUGUACGGCGUUGAACACGCCGAUGACGCUGCCUCUUGUGAUGACAACAUGCACCAUUUCAUGCGCACCGUUGAAGCUGCCAAAUCCUUACCAACAUCUCACCUUAGCUCCGUGGUCGUGAAGAUAACCGCGAUUUGUCCGAUUAGUCUCCUGAAACGAGUGAGCGAUUUGCUUCGGUGGGAAUACAAGAGUCCGAAUUUCAAACUCUCGUGGAAGCUCAAAUCGUUUCCGGUUUUCUCCGAUUCGAGCCCUCUCUACCACACAAACUCAGAACCGGAACCGUUAACCGCCGAAGAAGAACAGGAGCUCGAAGCAGCCCACAAAAGGAUCCAAGAAAUCUGUCGGAAAUGCCAAGAGUCCAACGUCCCUUUGCUUAUCGACGCAGAAGACACAAUCCUCCAACCCGCGAUCGAUUACAUGGCUUACUCAUCGGCCAUUUUGUUCAAUGGGGACAAAGAUCGACCGAUCGUUUACAACACGAUUCAGGCCUACUUGAGAGACGCGGGCGAGAGAUUGCAUUUGGCUGUACGAGAAGCCGAGAAAGAGAAUGUUCCUAUGGGGUUUAAGCUUGUGAGAGGGGCUUAUAUGUCUAGCGAAGCUAGUUUGGCAGAUUCCUUGGGUUGCAAGUCACCGGUCCAUGACACGAUCGAGGACACGCACGCUUGCUACAACGACUGCAUGACCUUCCUUAUGGAGAAAGCUUCGAACGGGUCAGGUUUUGGCGUCGUUCUUGCAACGCAUAACGCUGAUUCGGGGAGACUUGCGUCGAGGAAGGCAAGUGAGCUCGGGAUCAGUAGACAGAACGGGAAGAUAGAGUUUGCGCAGCUAUACGGUAUGUCAGAUGCAUUGUCCUUCGGUUUAAAGAGAGCCGGGUUCAAUGUUAGCAAGUACAUGCCAUUUGGACCGGUUGAAACCGCUAUACCGUAUCUUCUCCGACGUGCUUACGAGAAUCGGGGAAUGAUGGCCAGCGGAGCCAAUGAUCGUCAACUCAUGAGGAUGGAAGUCAAGAGGAGAUUGCUCGCAGGGAUUUCGUAA